GGGUUUUGUGUCGCUACGUAAUAUCCUUAAUUAAAAUAAAUAUCCCUUUUAAUUACGCUUGGCGUAAUACGUCUCGGACUAUAUGGUUGCCAUGCGCACAAGGUACAUAUUCAACAUCAACGGAAGGGAGGAGAAAAAAAAAAAAACACUUCAAGGGCGCUGCCAUGCUGUCUUCUUCAUAGUUUUCCCGCCACCAGAGCUGCCUAAGCUCCGCCCAAUAUUGUCAGUGGGCGUUUCAAGGUUCUCCCGCGAAACACAGUCAAUCAAUAAGAAUGAAGUGUACCCUCUUUCAGCCAAUAAGACCAUUGAUGAAUAAAUGUGGGUGGAGUUAAAGAGAAGCGGUCGCAAGGUUUGCCGCGAAAAUCGCAUCACGUGUAAUCCAGAAGGAAGGACCUGGUAGCUUUUAGGUCUAGUUAAAACAGUACGUUUUAAUAUAGUUUUAAAGUUAGUGUAGCAGUUCACCAAAGUCGGUGCAGAAUGUCAGGUUUUGACGACCCCGGAGUGUACUACAGCGACAGCUUUGGCGGUGCCGAGGGACCUGGGGACACUGGAACGGUGAAGCGGAUCCAGAUUAAGAAAAGAUUCCGCGAGUUUCUACGGCAGUUUCGGGUUGGCACUGAUCGGACCGGGUUCACCUAUAAAUAUAGAGAUGAGCUGAAAAGACACUACACACUGGGGGAGUACUGGGUCGAGGUGGAGAUGGAGGAUUUGGCCAGCUUUGAUGAGGAGCUGUCUGACUGCCUGUACAAGCUUCCUUCAGAAAACCUUCCUCUGCUAGAGGAGGCAGCACAAGAAGUGGCGGAUGAGGUCACUAAGCCUCGGCCAGCGGGGGAGGAGGUGGUGCAGGACAUUCAGGUCAUGCUGAAGUGCGAUGCUCAUCCUGCCUCCAUUCGAAGUCUGAAGUCGGAACAAGUGUCCCGGCUGGUCAAGAUUCCUGGGAUUGUCAUCUCCACCACAGCUGUCAGGGCCAAAGCCACCAAGGUGUGCCUGCAGUGCCGAGGCUGUCGGUCUGUCAUCAGCAAUAUCCCUUUGCCUCCUGGGCUGCAGGGUUAUGCCCUUCCCCGCAAGUGCAACACCGAGCAGGCAGGCCGCGUCAAGUGCCCUGUGGAUCCGUACUUCAUCAUCCCCGACCGCUGUGUGUGCGUUGACUUCCAGACCCUCCGCCUCCAGGAGUCACCAGAUGCCGUUCCCCAUGGGGAAAUGCCCCGUCAUCUGCAGCUUUACUGUGACAGAUACCUGUGUGACCGUGUGGUCCCCGGAAACAGAGUGACUGUUAUGGGCAUCUACUCCAUCAAAAAAACAGCCCAGACCAAAUCCCAAGGGCGUGGUCGGGACAGAUCUGCGGGUGUUGGAAUCCGUUCCUCUUACCUGCGUGUGGUGGGCAUCCAGGUGGACACAGAAGGAGCAGGCCGUGGAGCAUCGGGCUCUGUUUCCCCUCAGGAGGAGGAGGAGCUUCGAGCACUGGCUACCUCUCCUUCGAUUUACCAGUCCUUGGCACAUUCCAUUGCUCCGUCCAUCUAUGGCAGUGAUGACUUGAAGAAGGCCAUAGCCUGUCUGCUUUUUGGUGGUUCGCGGAAGAGACUUCCUGAUGGUCUUACUCGCAGGGGAGACAUCAAUCUGCUGAUGCUGGGAGACCCUGGAACUGCCAAGUCACAGCUGCUCAAGUUUGUAGAGCGGUGCUCUCCCAUUGGGGUGUACACCUCUGGUAAAGGCAGCAGUGCUGCUGGUCUCACCGCCUCUGUGUUGAGGGAUCCCAAUACACGGGGGUUCGUAAUGGAGGGAGGUGCCAUGGUGCUGGCCGACGGGGGUGUGGUAUGCAUUGAUGAGUUUGACAAGAUGAGGGAGGAUGAUCGAGUUGCUAUUCAUGAAGCCAUGGAGCAGCAAACCAUUUCUAUUGCCAAGGCUGGGAUCACCACCACCCUGAACUCCCGCUGUUCGGUUCUAGCAGCAGCAAAUUCAGUUUUUGGACGUUGGGAUGACACCAAGGGAGAGGAUAAUAUUGACUUCAUGCCCACCAUUCUGUCCCGUUUUGACAUGAUCUUCAUCAUCAAAGACCAGCAUGAUCAACAGAGGGAUAUGAACCUUGCUCGUCAUGUGAUGAAUGUCCACCUGAGCGCUCUGACUCAGACAGAGGGUGUAGAGGGAGAGAUUCCUCUGGCCAUGCUGAAGAAAUACAUCGCCUUCGCCAGAGCGAAAUGUGGGCCUCGGAUGUCAGCCGCUGCAGCAGAGAAGCUGAAGAACAGAUAUGUGAUGAUGCGGAGUGGGGCAAGGGAGCAUGAACGGGAGAGCGACAAGAGGGCUUCCAUUCCCAUUACAGUCAGGCAACUGGAGGCUGUUGUGAGGAUAGCAGAGUCCUUGGCCAAAAUGAAGCUGCAGGCUGUGGCUGGGGAGGAGGAGGUAGAUGAGGCUCUUCGACUGUUUCAAGUGUCGACGCUGGAUGCUGCGCUAUCUGGGAGCCUCUCAGGUGUCGAGGGAUUCACAACACAGGAAGAUCAGGAAAUGAUCUCGCGUAUUGAGAAGCAGCUGAAGAGACGCUUCGCCAUUGGCUCCCAGGUGUCUGAGCACAGCAUCAUCCAGGACUUCACCAAACAGAAAUACCCAGAACAGGCCAUUUACAAGGUCCUGCAUCUAAUGCUGAGGAGGGGAGAGCUGCAGCACCGCAUGCAGAGGAAGGUGCUCUACAGAGUCAAGUAGAAGCCCAUAAACAGCUGGAUGCAGAGUAGCCAUGUCAACUGUAAUAGAUACUAAUCUGCAGGGUCACUUUCUCAGCUUUGCAAAAGGACAAAAAAAAAAAGUUUGCUUCAAGCUGAGGUUUAAUCUGAUUACCAAUAAACUGAGAAUGUUUCCCUACUGUUUUCACUGCGGAAAGUAGAUUUUGUCUCAAUUUCUCAUCACAACCUCUUUUCCUUGUUGAUGCUUACUCAGUUUAUCAUUAUUCAGUUUUCUUUAUUCCUCCUCUCUACAUUGAGAGGUGUGUCAU
Scleropages formosus (Asian bonytongue) is the source of this 2980-nucleotide messenger RNA. It is a transcript of the gene mcm5, whose product is annotated as minichromosome maintenance complex component 5. Gene Ontology annotation, cellular component: MCM complex; nucleus. Gene Ontology annotation, molecular function: 3'-5' DNA helicase activity; single-stranded DNA helicase activity; single-stranded DNA binding. The record is from RefSeq and is a predicted model, not a curated record. The transcript is spliced from 16 exons. The coding region runs from base 478 to 2694 and encodes 738 amino acids. NCBI's taxonomy places the organism in Eukaryota, Metazoa, Chordata, Actinopteri, Osteoglossiformes, Osteoglossidae. Gene Ontology annotation, biological process: DNA replication initiation; DNA replication; double-strand break repair via break-induced replication.